Molecule: messenger RNA, 984 nt
Organism: Emys orbicularis (European pond turtle)
Lineage: Eukaryota; Metazoa; Chordata; Testudines; Emydidae
Gene: CEBPB
Product: CCAAT enhancer binding protein beta
Exons: 1
Coding region: 1-984 (327 amino acids)
Biological process (GO): regulation of transcription by RNA polymerase II; DNA-templated transcription; regulation of cell differentiation
Molecular function (GO): DNA-binding transcription factor activity, RNA polymerase II-specific; RNA polymerase II cis-regulatory region sequence-specific DNA binding
Source: RefSeq, a predicted model, not a curated record
AUGCAACGCCUGGUGGCCUGGGACCCAGCAUGCCUCCCCAUCCAGCCGCCCGCCUUUAAAUCCAUGGAAGUGGCUAAUUUCUAUUACGAGGCGGACUGUCUGGCUGCUCUGAGCAAGGUGCACCCGCGGGCGGCAGGGGGCCGCUCCAUGACUGAGUUCACCGUAGGGGACCACGAGAGAACUAUCGACAUCAGCCAUUACCUGGACCCCUUAGCAUCCCAGCCGCCGCCGCCGCAGCAGCAGCCUCCUCCUGCAGGAGCAGCAGCAGGGGGCAACUUUGAGCCUCCCUGCAGCAGCAACGGCAGCCAAGAUUUCCUCUCCGACCUCUUCUCCGAGGACUAUAAAGGCGGCAGCAAGAAGCCCGACUACACCUACAUCAGCCUGCCCAGGCACUGCCACCCGGGCGCCGGCCAGGGCCAGAAGCCCGGGGGGCUGCUGACCUGCUUCCCGCCCCAGAUCGUGGAGACCAAAGUGGAGCCGGUCUUCGAGUCCCUGGACUCUUGCAAAGGGCCCUGUAAGGAAGAAGGAGGCGCGGGGCCGGGGCCGGGGGGCAUGUCCUCCCCCUACGGCAGCACCAUGCGCUCCUACCUCGGUUACCAAUCGGUGCCAAGCGGCAGCAGCGGCAACCUGUCCACCUCGUCCUCUUCCAGCCCCCCCGGCACCCCCAAUCCGUCCGAUUCCUCCAAAUCCGGCGGCGGGGGCUACGCCGGGACCCCCGGGGGCAAGAACAAGUCCAAGAAGAGCGUGGACAAGCACAGCGACGAGUACAAGAUCCGCCGGGAGAGGAACAACAUCGCGGUGCGCAAGAGCCGGGACAAAGCCAAACUGCGCAACCUGGAGACGCAGCACAAAGUCUUGGAACUGACCGCCGAGAACGAGCGGCUGCAAAAGAAAGUGGAGCAGCUCUCCCGGGAGCUGAGCACCCUCAGGAACUUGUUCAAACAGCUGCCCGAGCCCCUGCUGGCCACAGCUGGCCACUGCUAG